Messenger RNA from Haliotis rubra (blacklip abalone), 1891 nucleotides. RefSeq names its product multiple epidermal growth factor-like domains protein 10. Gene Ontology annotation, molecular function: scavenger receptor activity. Bases 80 to 1156 code for a protein of 358 amino acids. Lineage: Eukaryota; Metazoa; Mollusca; Gastropoda; Lepetellida; Haliotidae. The record is from RefSeq and is a predicted model, not a curated record. The transcript is spliced from 9 exons.
UCCCGUUCCGGGUUGAGUAUUUCAUAACCAGGUCUGAGUGUGGACGACGCGUGCACGAGAACACAGGAAUACAAACUCCAUGUUCUCCUUCGUCGCUUCGUGUUUGCUGUUGGCGAUCUUCAUCGCCGGGUGUUCUGGGGAAGAUUGCUAUGGUCCAGGCUGUCAGCCUUGUGGUCAGUGUUAUAGCGGAACCUGUAACAACAAAACUGGACAUUGUUUAUCGGGAUGCAAAGCUCACUUUAAGUUGCCUUCGUGCAAAGAGUGCGAAGAUGGGUGGUGGAACGACAACUGUUCGGAAAGAUGUGGAAGCUGCUCGAAUUCAAACAAGUCAUGCAAUAAGCCGGAUGGUCAUUGUAAAUCAUGCAUAAGUGGGCUGCAGCCUCCUCUGUGCACAGAGGUUUGCCGUAAGGGCUACUACGGACCAAACUGUAAGAUACCCUGUGGCAAUUGCUCGAAUCCAAACAUAUCCUGCGACCCUGUUAGCGGAACAUGUCCUGGCCGAUGUCUUGAUGGGUUUAUAGGUAGCAACUGCAAAACAAAGUGUCCCCUUGGAACCGCUGGGCCUAAUUGUGACCACCUGUGUCGGAACUGCAAGGACAAUGAUUGUGAUGCCGGGGGGAACUGUACACGAGGGUGCCGAGCUGGCUAUUUUGGACACAAGUGCGAAAAUGGAGGUCACAUGAUGUUCAAAGAGUAUGUGAUAGGUGGCUCUGUCGGUUGUUGUGCACUAAUUUUGAUCCUCGUUGUCAUUUUCCUGAUCGUCCGUGCUUGUGGGAAGAACAAAAGACGGAAACACGCACUGCUGACAAUGCAUCAUAUUCAGAAAAAACUUUCGGAUCAGGCCCGCUUCGCACAAGUAGACCCGGAAACUGACCUUGACACUGCCUCGAUCUGUCCAACCAACCAGGAAGCAGAACCUUCACAGCCUCACUACAGGACCCAUUCGAACACAUGUCCAGAUGUAAUGCAAGCCGUCGAAACCUCCUCAUCUGGAGAUGUAAAGUUGCCCGUUACAGUUACGAAAAGUUAUCCUGGGCCCAGCUCGCCAGCAGUACCAGUUUCCCGCUUGCCACCUCCCCCCUUUGCCCGUACAGGACCCCUUCCCCCCCAUCACCUCAGAGCAUACAAGGAUAUCCCGUGCUUCGACCAACAGUAACUACGUAAUCGCCGUCAGCAGCCCCGACGUCGAACCCUACGAUAAUAUGACGUUUUCCGAUAACAGCUACCACCCGCGUGGGUGCUCACAAGCUUCUGAGAAAGAACCUGUAUAUGUGAAUAAGUAAGAGGGAAAUCAUGAAGGUUAGAGACAUGGCGAAAAUAUUUGAAUCGGCAGAUGAAAAGUGAUGAAUGUUGAUUGUCUCCAUAUAAAAUGGCGCAGUGAUGGUGGUGAAGAAGCUUUCAAAGCUCUAAUGGAAAAGAAACAAUACCAUGAAACAAACCACACCACAUUCUCAACGAAUGUUGAACCGAAUGUGUGUAAUCUCGACCAGGGACCUCAGGUGACUUCGCGAAUUCUGGGCCCCGUUCAAAACUGUGACUUGAGGGCUAAGCCGUCUCAGUUUAUACCGACUUACCACGGUGACAACUGUACAAACCAUGCCAAAACCCUGGAUUUGUAGGGUCUUGGAAACUAAUGCCUGACUUUAGCAGUGAAUGUCACAGGAAAAACAGACUGGUGGUGAAUUGGAGAUACAGCAUAUCUACAUAAUGCUCAGUGUUUGAGCAAUUUUUGCGAUAGGAAAUUGUAGUACAAUAGUUGUAAAUAUAGCAUAUACGCUCCCUCACUCUCUCUCUCCAUCGCUCCCUCCAUCUCUCCUUCUCCCUCUCUAUAUCUCCCUCAAUCUCUCUCCAUCCUUCUCUCUCUCCAUCCUUCUCUCUCUUAUCUCUCCAU